AUGUCUGCUUUAUGUGUCCCCAAGAUUGUAUAUGACGAAGGACCUCUCUAUGUCUUCUCUCCCAUGGAGGAAUUACGGAUCCGCUGGAUUCAUCAACUGAAAAGCAUGACCUAUUAUAACAGCAACUUGGUGCAGAAGUAUCAUCCUUGUUUCUGGACAGAUGGACAAUAUCUUUGUUGCCUCCAGACCGCCAAAAUGGCCAUGGGAUGCAAAGUUUUGGCCGGCAGGAGUCAAAGUUUCAAAAGUGGCCGUUUGUUUCAGAAGCCCGAAAAGCCAUUGCCUCCAACGCCAGAGGAGAAUCAGUUCAUGAAGAAGCCUCUGCCGCCCAAGCCGACACCCAGCAUUCCUUCCAAGACGAGGAAGGUGAUCGCUCUCUACGAUUACACCCCCAUGAAUGACCAGGAUUUGCAGCUGCAGAAAGGGGAAGAAUAUCUCGUCCUGGAGGAGAGUAGUGAAUCCUGGUGGAGAGCCCAAGACCAGAAUGGGAAACAAGGUUACAUCCCCUCCAAUUACAUCACCGAAACAAGAGAUUCUCUGGAGAUAUUUGAGUGGUAUUUGAAAAACAUAACCCGAAGGCAAGCGGAAGAAUUGCUGAAGAAAGAGAGCAAAGAUGGCGGUUUCAUUGUUCGAGAUUCUAUCAGCAAGACAGGCAAAUACACUGUCUCUGUGUUUGCUAAGUCCUCUGG
Messenger RNA from Notechis scutatus (mainland tiger snake), 686 nucleotides. The record is from RefSeq and is a predicted model, not a curated record. Lineage: Eukaryota; Metazoa; Chordata; Lepidosauria; Squamata; Elapidae.